Messenger RNA from Fonsecaea monophora, 4017 nucleotides. RefSeq lists its product as hypothetical. Gene Ontology annotation, cellular component: nucleus; cytoplasm. The transcript has 2 exons. Gene Ontology annotation, molecular function: mRNA binding. The record is from RefSeq and is a predicted model, not a curated record. The coding region runs from base 1 to 4017 and encodes 1338 amino acids. Gene Ontology annotation, biological process: nuclear division. NCBI's taxonomy places the organism in Eukaryota, Fungi, Ascomycota, Eurotiomycetes, Chaetothyriales, Herpotrichiellaceae.
AUGGCCACCGCAACGGAAGAUUCUACUGCCAAUGCCGGCUCCAGCACGACCAAGACUCCAGCUCAACUCAUGCAGGAGAAACAUGAGGCCGCAGAAGCGCAUCAUGUGACUGUCGAAGAAGUGCCCGAUGAAGACGAUCUUCAACACCCGCCCCCUUCCCAUCACGCUGCAGAAGAGGCGGAAGAUGCCACAACCACAACCAAUGGGACUGGCAAUGCCCCAAUGUCGGCCAAGGCUGCUGGGAAGCAGAAGGCGACUGAAAAACCUCCGGUGCUUGACACUCAGUCUGAGGAGGCUUUUCCGGCUUUGGGAGCUGCCACUGCUGCGUCCGCCAGACAGCCCGGUUGGAUUGCCAGUGCAUCUGCCAAAGCUGCUCCAACAAACGGCUCUCCCGCCCUGGGAUCUCGACCGACGUCUUCUGGUGCUCCAACACCGAACUCUACGUCUGGUGCCCGGACUCCAGUAACUACAGCCGGCCCACGCAGCAACGUUGUCCUUCCCGGAAGAUACCGUGACUCCUUCGAGAUUGACAAUGCCGACUUGGACAAGAGCAAACCCCUGUCACGAGUUUUGAACGACGUGAAGAAGAAAUUCAACGUUAUCGUCACUCCGAAGUCCACCAAUUUCGCGACUCGAACUGAAUUCAUUGCCGAAGGUCCCAAGGCGCGAGUCACCGAGGCCCUGAUGUACGUCUCCAAGGAACUGACGCUUGAGAAACAAGUCAAACUGGAAAUUCCAUCCACCGUCUCCGCGCAGAUCAUUGGCAAAGCCGGUGGAAACAUCAAGAAGCUGGAAAGUCAAUUCAAUGUCCGUAUACAUAUUGAUCGUGAUACCAAGCCUGUGACGAGCCCCGAGGAUGUCAGGACUGAUGUGGUCGAGAUUCGUGGAAACGCUGCUCAGGUUCGACAAGUCUAUGAGCAAAUCUCAAACCAGGUCAAGUCACUGCAGCCCAAGGUCGAUCUUCCCGUGCGCAAUAUUCCGCCAGAAUUCUAUCCCUUCAUCGCUGGUCGUCACGCAGACCGACUCCAACAGUUGGAGCAAGAACGCGACGUUCGCAUCAACGUGCCGCAAUACCAUACGUGGCAGCAACAACCACCACCGCGGCCUGCCGAGGUGGAUCAACCUCCUACCUUUGUUCCUCAUGGAGAUAAUCACAUUGUCAUUUCUGGUGAUCAAGCUGCAACAAUAGAAGCACGUCUAUUGCUAGAGCAGUUGGCAGAAGAGCUCCAGAAAGAGCUCCUCCUCGAAGAGCUCACCGCUGAACAGAUUCUGCAUCCAUACAUUGUCGGCGAGCGCGGGAUGGACCCCUUGAAGUUCUUAGAGGAGACCGGUUGUGCUGUUAUUUUGCCGCCACCUAAUCAUGACACGGAGGAUAUCCAUAUCAUCGGUCCAAGAGACAAGCUCGAGGCCGGUCGGAAUUUGGCCGAAGAACUCAUGUCCCGAAAACACAAUCGGGCCGUCGACAUGCGCAAGCAUUUCGACGAUGCCCCUCAAGGCCCAGAGCGCCACUCAAGAGCACUUGCACAGUAUCUUCAACAGAAAGCGAUCGAGCGCGAAUUCAUGAAAUCUCAUGGCGCCGAAAUCAUCUUCCCGCGGAGCAGCAGUACAACUCCGAGCUGGACUGUCAUUAGCAACGACCCGCAGAAGGCACUUUCUGCACGCAACGAGCUUGCCAAAAUUACUCAGGCCUAUCCUUCGGCAAGAAUUCAGCUGGUCGAGGUCGAUCCUUUCUUCCAUCCUCAUCUCGAGCAAAUGCAUGCAGCCAAUCUGAGGGAUAACUUGGGUGUCCACAUGAUCGUGCCCGAGGACGGCUCAGAUCCCGUCGUACUAGUCUACGAGGGACCUUCACGGGAUCAGCCCUUUGCGAUUCCUCGCAACAAACCCACCCAGACUGAAAUGGCGAAAUUUGAGAAAGCCCUACAGGAGGCACAGGCACUGUUGCUGACCAAUAUUCCUCACCAAGGCAUUUCAGUGCAGGAUAUCCACGUCCCGAAGAAGUUCCAGGACAAGGUCAAGAGAUUCGUGAACAACGAGCCUAGACCUAUGCCUCCGCAAUCUUUCCCGGUUCAAGUGGAUUUUGGUGGCACUCGAGGCGGUCCACGACAAGCCAAUGGCGUCUCCCGAGGCUCGCCAUCCGAAAGAGUCUAUCUGCGUGGUCCAAGCGAGGCGGAUAUCGCAGAACUCCGCCAGAAGAUCGAAGAAUUCCUCCGAGAGGCAGAAGAAGAUGAGAAAGAGCGUGGAUACACGACGACUUUUGCUUUCCCCGCACAGUUUAACAAGAACUUGAUCGGAAAACAGGGUGCCAACAUCCGGGCUUUGCGUGAAAAGCAUGACGUGGAAAUCGACACUCGCGAGGAUGGACAUGUCACCAUCAAAGGUCCGGCGAAGAAGGCCGAGGCAUGCAAAGCGGAAAUUCUACGGCUAGCCAAGCAAUGGGAGGAUGAAGUCAAUUUCGCCAUCAAAAUUGACCCCAAGUUCCAUGGUAUGUUGGUGGGCAGAAACGGAGAGAACUUGCAGAAAAUUCAAAGCAAGGUCGACAACACGGUGCGGAUUGACUUCCCGAGGGUGCAGAAGUUUAGCGACGACGCCUCUGCCGCCGAUACUGCGAGUGAAGCUGGCGUUGGUCGCGGUCAGCCUCAUGAUGAGAUCAGAAUACGAGGACCUCGAGCAAAGGCCGAGAAGGUGCGUGACGAGCUGCUGAGUCUCCACCAGUACUUGGUCGACAAUUCGCACACUGCGACUGUGUCUGUGGCACAAGGGCAGAUUGCCUCCCUCAUUGGCAGACGUGGCCAGGAGAUGGAGAAGCUCCGAGCCGACACGGGAGCGCAGAUCGAUAUCCCGAAGGCUGAUGGCGCUGAUCGUGUAACAAUCCAAAUCAAAGGCACCAAGCAACAAGUCGAGAAGGCCAAACAAGAGCUGGAGAAGCGAGCUAAAGCUUUUGAUAACAUUGUUACCCGGACUUUGACGGUGGACCGAAAGCAUCACCGUCCCCUCAUUGGAGCUGGCGGCUCUCAUAUCCAAAACCUGGUCGCUAAAGCGGGUGGCACCGGUACUAGUGCAGAACACGUCCGGUUCCCUCGGCAAGGAGACGAGUCUGAUGAACUUACCGUCAGGGGCACGGCUGACGUCGUCGAGAGGAUCCUCGCCGCCAUUCAAGCCUUCGUGGAUGAGCGGGAGAACCAAACGACCGAGACAAUCGAUGUCCCGAUCAGCCAGCACCGUUCUUUGAUCGGGCCGAAUGGUAGCAUUCGAAAGAAACUUGAAGCAGAAUUCGGUGUCAUCCUUGAUGUACCUCGAGUGGGCACUGGACACACCGGCGUCAAAAUCAUCGGUCGCCCGGAAAAUGUCGCCAAGGCCAAGGAGCGCAUACAAGGGAUGAUAUCCAAGCCUCAGGGCGAAACAAUCAUGGUUCCACGGUCUCUGCAUCAUAUUGUGUCCAAAAAUGGUGCUCUAUUCCGAGAGCUGUCUCGGGAUGGCAUUCGUGUCGAUCACAGUGGACAGAGGCCGCCACCAAAGCCGGCUGCCAACCGCGGAUCACGGACACGGACGACGAAUGGUGAUAUGCCGCUGAUCACUGAUCAACCUGGGGAGGAGGCCUACUCAUGGGAUAUUGUUUCUAACCAGCAGGGAUCGGACAGUGAACCUGGGGAGAUCCCCUGGGUGAUCUUGGCUGGAAAAGAUGCCACCGACGAGACUGUCGCCAAGGCUAAAGACAAGAUCCAGUCACUGCUUCAGAAGGCUGCCGAACCUCAACACACCGGCUUCCUCAUCCUCCCAGACCCUAGACUUCACCGCCACAUCAUCGGGCAGGGUGGCUCGACGAUUAAUGCUAUCCGGAGACAGUCUGGUUGUGACAUUCAAGUUCCGAACAGAAACUCCAACAGGGGCGAGGAAGGAGAAGCUAUCACGAUUGUGGGUAAGGAGGAUGGCGUUCUGACUGCACGGGAUUUGAUUCUCGAGGAAAUCAAGCGGGCUGAGGCGGGACGAGACUCGCCCAGAGGUGGUGGUCGAUCCUAG